GCACCUGCCAAUUCGCUAUGCUGAAAGUGCACGUGUGCUUCGUUGCCGUCUUGAUGACUGCCGUCCGAUUUUGUGGAACUACGCGAGCUGAUGUCGCACGCCUUCAAAGCAAACUUCGUAAAAGGGAAUGCUCUCAACCACUAAUGGAGGAAGUGAGAUUCUGCGGAAACUUGAGAAUUUGGAGAUAUUUCUACAACCACACUUCCCACCAGUGCCAACAGUUCAUGUGGGAUAACUGUCUUAAAGAUGGCGUCCAUUUGACGCGAAUCGCUUGCGCUAAGAAAUGCAACCACCGUGAACAACCAGGAAUUUGCGCCGACCACCCCGCAGGUACUUGUGCAACAUACGAACCAACUUCCAGCUAUUACCCAAAGAAGAGUUUCUUCUACAAUAUCACGUCACGAAGAUGUGAAGAAUAUCAAGUGUGCAUGUCUCUGGGCUAUAUGCUGAAGCAAAACUCAUUCGCUGCAAAAACACUGUGUAUAAUGCACUGCCGUGGCUUCGCGCGAAACGGAAUCGCAAAAAAAGAAUUUCAAGGUGAAUAGAAAGAAUAACUAUUUAUCACAACCAGGAAUUGAGUAACAAGAUCACAGAGGAACACAAGACAAACAUGCACCUACUUUCGCCGUAAAAAUCAACAAGAUAUAGUCUUUACCGUUCUUAUUGUUAAUAGAGCCCCGGAUAAAAUUAUUGCAACGUGCAAUUAGCUUUCUUUAGCUGAUUAAAAUAUGCCUUAUAGCUGACAGUGUCAAGAGACACGCACAUGGACACAUCGCAAACUAUAGUAAAGUAUAAACACCUGAUCUGACGCAGACAUUGUUAUUGAAAGUAUGUUAUCACUGGCUGUUGCCUAACAAUUUAAAUAACGAGCUCGCCCCUGUACAUAACAAAUCAAUAAAAUAGUGUAGGCUACACGCAAAGCGUCUGACAAUGUGUAAUACUAAAAGGAGUGAAAGAGUGGCAAUAAAAAAAUCUAAC
Messenger RNA from Rhipicephalus sanguineus (brown dog tick), 978 nucleotides. RefSeq lists its product as uncharacterized. NCBI's taxonomy places the organism in Eukaryota, Metazoa, Arthropoda, Arachnida, Ixodida, Ixodidae. Gene Ontology annotation, molecular function: serine-type endopeptidase inhibitor activity. The record is from RefSeq and is a predicted model, not a curated record. The transcript is spliced from 5 exons. The coding region runs from base 18 to 545 and encodes 175 amino acids.